AUGGCAUUCGCUGCAAUCAAUUCGGCGGGCAUGCCGAUUAUCGCCAUCGAAGAGGCGUUCGCGACCGAGCCCUCACUCAAGAAACGAGUUUACGAUGCGAUCGGAACCACACCGCAGCAUGCACCUUUAUUUGAGGAUCUUGCUCGAUAUACCUGCUCCCUGCUGGCCAGGACUGCGAAUACUGCUUCCCUCCCGAUCGUGCCGCCGCCCAGCGACGGCCCUGCCGCGAAGAAGCGCAAGAUACAGAAUGGAGAGCCGGGGGUUACGGCGCAGGCGCCGGUUGACGUGAAGGGUGAUGCGUCCGCCCAGUUCUAUGUGCAGGAUAUUUCGUUCGCUGUGCCGCAGCGCAAGAAGCUCACGCUCGAGGUCACUGCCGGGAGCAGAUACCUGCGUGCAAGGAACCAGGCUACAAAGGAGAUCGAGUUUGGAGUUCCUAUGGAUCGAAUCCGCCAUGCCUUGUGCCUCCCCGUUCCCGAGAAGACGCAGAAGCAGUUCAAUUUUUGUAUCCUUCCCGAGUAUGCCGAUGGAAUCACGCCGCCGCCUGAAGGAGUCACCGCUUUCGAAGCUAUGGUCUUCACAGUGGCCGAUGGCCCAGCCAAGGCCGCAUUUACCGGAUCAGGGCAGCAGAUUGGGAAUAACGCUGGCGAGACUGCUGAGGGUCUCAUCCGAAAGAUCUUGAACGAUAAUUUGACUACCACCAGUGUCGUGCGACCCGAUGAGAGGCAGUUUGUGAGCGCGAUGCCCGAGGCGCACCGCAAGAGCGAGAAAGCAUACCAUAUCAAGGCCUUCCGAGGCAGCAAAGAAGGAUACCUUUUCCUUCUCUCAUCCGGAAUUUUGUUCGCGUUCAAGAAACCUCUGCUGUUCUUCUCCUUUGACACUAUCGAGUCUGUGUCGUAUACCUCGGUCCUUCAGCGCACCUUUAAUCUGAACAUCUUGGCUCGUCCGAGUGGUGGCACCGAGGACGACACACAAGAAAUCGAGUUCUCGAUGAUCGAUCAGGCCGACUUUAGCGGCAUUGACACCUACAUUAAGCGGCACGGCCUCCAGGAUGCUAGUUUGGCGGAGGCACGGCGCGCGAAGAAGUACAAUGUUAAUGGCGGCAAUAAGACUGAGGAUGGCGCUGCCGCCGCCGAGGGUGCUGGUGUUGAAGAAGAAAGUGAGCUGCAGAAAGCUCAACAAGAGCUUGAAGACCUGGAGGAUGAGGAUGAAGAGGACUACGAUCCGGGUAGCGAUGAUGGUAGUGAUGGCAGUGGUUCCAGCAGUGAUGAAGAUUCAGAUGAAGACGAAUUCCAUGAGGACGCCGACCAGGUCAGCGACGGGGACGAGGAGGAUCUGGUUCAGCAGGAGCUCGGCAGUGAAGCCGAGGAUGUUGCCGAUGACGAAUAG
Messenger RNA from Penicillium canariense, 1386 nucleotides. RefSeq names its product putative negative regulator of DNA transposition (Rtt106) (gene rtt106). Gene Ontology annotation, molecular function: histone binding; nucleosome binding. Lineage: Eukaryota; Fungi; Ascomycota; Eurotiomycetes; Eurotiales; Aspergillaceae. The coding region runs from base 1 to 1386 and encodes 461 amino acids. The record is from RefSeq and is a predicted model, not a curated record. The transcript has 4 exons.